AGAAAGAGGAGUAUGCUCGGUGGAAAAAGGCUGACGAGAUGGCGAAGUGUUACAUCUUGGCAUGCUUGUCAAAUGUACUUCAACAUCAACAUCAGUCUAUGAACACUGCAGCAGACAUGCUCCUUAAUCUCAAGGAGUUAUUUGGUCAUCAGUCGCGGGCUGCCCGACAAGAGGCCAUGAGGGUUCUGAUGAACAUGACCAUGCGCGAGGGCACUCCCGUAAGGGAACAUGUUCUUGCCAUGAUGGCACAGCUGAAUGAGCUGGAGGUUCUUUGGGCUUUUAUUGAUGGGGAAACCCAGGUCGAUAUAGUGCUCCAGUCUCUGCCGAAGAGCUUCGAACAAUUCUGGUUGAAUUACAACAUGAAUAAGAUGUUGAUGACUCUUUCAGAACUUGUUGCUGAACUUCAUUUCUGGUGUGUAGAUACAUGGGCCACUGAUCAUGUCUGCAAUUCAUUGCAGGGCUUCCAGGAAACCAAGCGACUUAGGGAAGGAGAAGUUACCAUCUACUUGGGCGAUGCUAGUAGAGCGUCAGCAGUUGCAGUGGGAGAUGUCUAUUUAGAUUUUGGCUUAGAUAGGUUUCUAGUUUUGAAAGAUUGUCUUUAUGUUCCUAGCUUUAGAAAGAAUUUUAUUUCAAUUUCUAAGUUGUUUAUGAACGGUUUUUCAGCUACGUUUGAUAAUAAAGUUGUUAUUCGUUUUGGCAAAAAGUUCAUAUGUUCUGGUUCAGUAGUUGACAAUCUAUACAUUCUAGAAUCUAAGUCAUCUCCACUGCAACAGAAACAAUUACUUAAUUCAUCAUCUAAUCUAAAUAAGAGGAAGGAACCUUCUAAAAUGAACGAAACAUAUCUUUGGCAUCUAAGACUAGGUCAUAUUAACCUUAGGAGGAUUCAAAGGUUGGUAGCAGAUGGGCCCUUGGGGUCGUUAGAAGUCGAGGCUUUUCCAACUUGUGAGUCUUGUCUGGAAGGCAAAAUGACUAAGAGGGUUUUUAGUUCAAAGGGGCAUAGAGCCAAAGAUGUGUUAGGGAUAGUUCAUUCCGAUCUAUGUGGUCCUAUGAGUAUUCAAGCGAGAGAUGGUUUCGAGUACUUCCAACGGCGCGCGCGCGAACAUGACGAGGACCGACGACGCGAGGGUUACGAGCAUGAGGAGGAGUUCGAUCAACGGUCGCAGGCGUCCACCUAUCGAGAACGACCGGAGCCCGACAAGCCGAGGUUCGUAAUGUCCAUCUUCACGGGUAGUGAUCCGGAGGCUUGGCUCAACCGUAUUGCGCAAUAUUUCGAACUGAAUGAAACUGAAGGCCACGACCGAGUAAGGUACGCAGCCUUUUACCUGGAUGGUGAGGCCAAUGUAUGGUGGCAAUGGCUCUCAAGGAUCUACCGUAGGCGGCAACAGGUCAUUACGUGGACUAACUUUGAGAGAGAAUUGCUCACACGUUUUGGUACGUCCGAUUACCAUAACUACAAUGAGGCCCUCACACGAAUACGACAGACAGGCAAUUUGCAUGAAUACAUCAAGGA
Messenger RNA from Striga hermonthica, 1510 nucleotides. Lineage: Eukaryota; Viridiplantae; Streptophyta; Magnoliopsida; Lamiales; Orobanchaceae. The record is from the annotation of a GenBank genome assembly.